Soboliphyme baturini is the source of this 1647-nucleotide messenger RNA. The record is from the annotation of a GenBank genome assembly. Lineage: Eukaryota; Metazoa; Nematoda; Enoplea; Dioctophymatida; Soboliphymatidae.
AACCAGUUCCUGAAAGACGGUCGCCCGUACCGCUACAUCGCCGGUGCGAUUCACUACUUUCGCAUACCGAAGAUCUACUGGAGCGACAGGCUAAAAAAGAUGAAGGCUUCAGGUCUGAAUGCCAUUCAGUUCUAUAUACCUUGGAAUUUGCACGAGCCCCGCCCAGGUGCAUUGAACCUGAAAGGAAAUGCCGACUUCCUAUCAUUCCUGCAGCUAGCCCAGCAGAUCGGUUUCGACGUGAUUCUCAGGCCAGGACCUUACAUUUGCGCUGAAUGGGAAAACGGUGGACUGCCGUGGUGGCUGUUGAAAGUACGAAACAUAAAAUUGCGUACUUCCCAUCCGACCUACAUGCUCUACGUGAAACAGUGGAUGUCGAAACUACUGCCGAUGAUUCGUGCGUACUUGUACAAAAACGGUGGUCCAAUCAUCAUGGUACAGAUCGAAAACGAGUACGGUAGUUUUCAGGCCUGCGACCGGACUUAUAUGCGUACAUUGAACAAUAUUUUCCGUACCUACCUCGGCGACGACACGGUCGUUCUAUUUACAGUCGAUGGCUCUUCCUCAAAUUUCUUAAAGUGCGGAACAACACCGGGAGCAUACCCGACGGUUGAUUUUGGCCCGACGGGACGAGAAGGGACAAAGUUCGCAUUCUACGUGCAGCGGAAGUACGCGCCGAAAGGACCUCUAGUGAACACCGAGUUUUAUCCCGGCUGGCUAGACGUCUGGGGCAAAGACCAUUCAGUCACGCCAUCGGGUCCCAUUCUCGACACGAUGAGCUAUAUGUGGUCAUUUAAUGCGUCGUUUACAUUUUAUAUGUUCACCGGAGGUACGAACUUUGGCGACAUGAAUUGCGCCUCAGCUGAAAACCGCCCUGUAACCACCAGUUAUGAUUAUGAUGCACCCAUCAGCGAGGCAGGCGAUCCUACAACAAAGCUGUUCGCAAUUCGAAGUCAGAUCGAAAAGCUGACCGGAAAACAGAUAACUAUCCCGGUUCCACCUGCCCAACCGAAAUUUGCCUAUGGUAAGAUCCCAGCAUAUUACUUUACCGACGUGCUGACAGUAGCUCGGGCUAUUUGUCCAAAUGCAAAGCAUUACAUCUCUCCUCCAACGUUUGAAGAUCUGGACUCUCCGUACGGAUAUAUCAUGUACAGCACAGUGGUACCGUUCUAUGGCACUCUGGAAGUAUUGGUAGAAAAUCUGGGAAGGACAUGCUUUGGUUAUUCGGAUUUGAAGGGUCUGCUUGGAGGCGUCCUGCUGGACGGGCAGAUGCUAAUCGACUGGAAAGCAUGCCCUAUAAACUUUGACGAUAUCUAUGAGCGAAUCAAGAACCACACGAUACGAAAGACGAAGUCAAAAAAUUAUAGGUCAUCGUCGAGGUCGUUUAUACCGGCCAUAUAUUACGCAAAAUUCCAAACGUAUCACCUAGCUGACACGUUUUUCUACCCAAAGGACUGGAAAAAAGGCCAUUUGUAUAUGAAUAAAUUCAACGUUGGUAGGUAUUGGCCAGAAGUAGGGCCGCAGGUAACGCUUUACGUGCCCCGUAACCUGCUGCGUAACGAAAACGAAAUACUGAUUCUCGAAACCGAAGGAACCGACGCUUGCGAAUACACCUUAAUCAGUUGCGUUGCUUCAUUAGAAGAUGGAUGA